AUGGCAAUUAUUUAUAAUAAAAAUUUUAACACACAUAAAUAUAAUUUAUAUUCUACUGAUUUAAAUAGGGAAAGAAUGAAAUAUAGAAUGCCUUGUAGGUUUUUCAUUUUUAUGUCUUUAUGUUUAUAUAAUGUACAUGAGGAGAAUAUCGUUUCAUCUACAAAAUUUAUUGAAAUAGUAUCAAGAAAAUUAUCUGAAAUUGAAAAUGAAAAUAAUAAUAAUAUGCAAAGAAAAAAUAUAAUGAAUCAUUUGGAUGAAACAAAUGAGAGUUCAAUAAGUUCAAAAAAUAAUAAAAGUAUUACAUUAGAAAAUAAACAAUAUAAUAAUUUGUCAAAGAAUUUAACAGAAAAGGAAUUAUAUGAUGUGUUAAAAUCAUUAGAAGAACACCCCUCAAAAGAAGAUCUUAUAAAUAUAUGGUCUCACACACUUGGUGUUGGAAAAGAAGGAUUUGUUAAUGUACAGAAAGAAUUGAAGGGAUUUAUGCAAAAAUAUUUAGACAAUGAUGUUAUUGGAAGUAAAAAUCACAUGGGAGAAUCUUAUGUAUAUGACAGUUUAUGGAAAAAAAAUCUUUUUAGUCUUUGUGAAACAAUAGCAGAACAGCAGAUGGAAUACACUAAAAAUUUUUACAGUCUAAUUAAUGGUGAACAUACAGUUGAUGAUAUAUUAAAAUUUAUUUAUUCAUUCUUAGAAUUUUUUGAAGCAUUAAAAAAAGAAUUACAUAAAAAACAUCAAGAGGAACUUUCAAAAGAAACUACACUAGCCUCCAAUUUAUUGAAACAUUAA
Molecule: messenger RNA, 783 nt
Organism: Plasmodium adleri (nom. inval.)
Lineage: Eukaryota; Apicomplexa; Aconoidasida; Haemosporida; Plasmodiidae
Product: Plasmodium exported protein (PHISTa), unknown function
Exons: 2
Coding region: 1-783 (260 amino acids)
Source: RefSeq, a predicted model, not a curated record